Messenger RNA from Penicillium cinerascens, 1077 nucleotides. RefSeq names its product guanine nucleotide-binding protein subunit alpha. Gene Ontology annotation, molecular function: G protein-coupled receptor binding; GTPase activity; G-protein beta/gamma-subunit complex binding. Lineage: Eukaryota; Fungi; Ascomycota; Eurotiomycetes; Eurotiales; Aspergillaceae. The transcript has 5 exons. Gene Ontology annotation, cellular component: heterotrimeric G-protein complex. The coding region runs from base 1 to 1077 and encodes 358 amino acids. Gene Ontology annotation, biological process: G protein-coupled receptor signaling pathway. The record is from RefSeq and is a predicted model, not a curated record.
AUGGGUUGCAUCAAUUCAAAACCCGCCGAGGCGGACAAGGAUGCCCUUCAGCGGAAUGCCCGCAUAGAUCGAGCGAUCAAAAAUGACAAGAAGACAAUGGACCGGACGAUCAAGAUCUUGCUAUUGGGCGCUGGAGAGUCUGGCAAGUCGACGAUCAUAAAGCAAAUGCGCAUCAUUCACAGUCGAGGCUUCCCCGAGGAAGAGCGUCACACAACACGGGCCGUUAUCUAUUCGAACAUCGUCAUUGCCUUCAAGGUUCUGUUGGAUAUCAUGAACGCCGAAAACAUAGAGUUUGAGCAAGAAAAGACAAAGCUGCUGGCCGAUCUAUUAGACAAGACGGACCCGGACGUGGGCUCGGAUGAAGCCUUCUCCGAUAUGAAGGUCCGGGACGCGAUGAGAGAAAUGUGGCUUGAUGCUGGCGUUCAAAAGGCCGUUGCGCGUGGUCACGAAUUCGCCCUGCAUGAUAAUUUGGUUUACUUCUACGACUCUCUGGAUCGCAUUUUCAAGCCCGGCUGGCUUCCUGAUAACCAGGACAUGUUGCAAGCGCGACUCCGCACAACGGGUAUCACCGAAACCUUGUUUGAGCUUGGGCAGAUGAACUUCCGCAUGAUGGAUGUCGGUGGACAACGGUCAGAACGGAAGAAGUGGAUCCACUGCUUCGAGGGUGUUCAGUGUCUGCUCUUCAUGGUUGCUCUGUCUGGAUACGACCAAUGUCUUGUUGAAGACCAGAACGCGAACCAAAUGCACGAAGCCAUGAUGCUCUUUGAAUCAUUGGUCAAUGGCGAGUGGUUUAAGCGGAAACCCAUCAUCCUUUUCCUCAACAAGAUCGAUCUCUUCAAAGGGAAACUCGCCAUCUCCUCCAUCUCCAAGCAUUUCCCCGACUACACAGGCUCCAACACGGACUUUGAUGCCGCAGCACGGUACUUCUCGGACCGUUUCCGCGGCAUCAACCGAAUCCCAGACCGCGAGAUCUAUAUCCAUUAUACCAACGCCACAGACACCACAUUGCUGAAAGCGACCAUGGAUUCCGUCCAGGACAUGAUCAUUCAGAAGAACCUUCAUACCCUCAUACUAUAA